AUGGACUCCUCACUUACCACAUGGUCAACGAAUAACAGUAAAAAUGUAGACGAGAAAAAUGUCGGUGUGGCACAUCGAACAGACUAUAAAUCAAACCUUUUUCAGACGUCGCAUGAUGGGAAUGCCCCUCAUUUAAGGAUAGCAUUAAACAGAAGUCCUCCAACCUUAACUACUGGAAGACCAUGUCUUGCUGGUACCCAAACUUUGAAGCAUCAACAAGCCGAAGACAAACGAAUCAGUCUGAAUUUGACCAAUGAAAGCUUCUUUAGUUUGAAUGCUCGCGAGUGUACUGAAGAGUCGAGUGGAAUUGGCCACGUGUUGUCUGACCAGGGUAAUCCAAGUUAUUUUGAGAAUGAAAACAAGUAUGAAGCUAAUUUACUUUGCGCUAAACAAGGUCAAGUAAGACUGGAGGAAAAUACCGGUGAUAUGAGUGUAGAGAGGAGUGAUGAGUUUAUAAAUGGUUCAGGUAAUGGCAGUAACAAUUACAAUAAUCGGUGGGAUCCAGUUAUCAAAUCAGAGUAUCGACCCCUUGGAGCUCAAGCAAAGAACUCUAGUGUAGCUGUAACAGCUUCACCUUCAAGCUCAGGAAGAUCAACAGUUCAUUACGCUUGUGAUGACGAGUUUGAUUACGAUUCUAUGGUUGAGCAGACACAUAAGAUUGCCAGUAAGGAUUUUCAGACACUGGACGAUAAUCUAACAUUUAUAGCAAGUUAUGUGGAAGAGCUGACAGGCUGUGGUGAGUCAAGAAAAUUGACAUCGGCAACAGCUGCAGAUAAUCGUAUUGAGAAUUCACCAUUAACCCAUAAAUUUACAACACCAAACAAGCCACGAUAUCAACAACAACAACAACAGCGACAGCCAUCACCUCAGUCAAUAGGCACAUCACUACCACAUCCUGUUCAUAAACAAGAAGACUACCAACCUCAAAAACUGCAGCAGCUACAACAAUUGUGUCAAAGUGCAGUUUGGUUAUUGUCAACAGGGAACAGUACUGUGAUUGGAAAAGAUCUCACUAAUUCCCUAACCGAAGACUUCCUUCUCAGCUUCUCGGCAAAUCCAAAUAUCACUGAGAAUCUAUUGAACAGUUUCUUGACGACUGUUGAUUCACUUAAUGAAAGAGGUAAUCGACGACCUUUAACUGAAUCUGAUCAGUACGAUAAACCAUCUCCUUUCACAACAUAUCACUUACCGAACCAGAAUUGUCGAGUUACCAAAAAUGACUUGACAUCACGUGAGGAAUGUCUCUACAGAAAUAUUCUCCACAAUACAUCAAAUGUAUCAACUCAAAAGAACUUCCAGGAUAUGCAUUCAGUUGAUGUGCAUCGUAUCAGCAGUAGUAAUGAGAAUUCAGUAGGUGCUUUACGUAACGGAAAGAUCAGUGCACCACGAAAUCCCUCAUCAUCAGCUGACUACAAUCGUUUGGUUAAUCCACCCACACAGCUGAUUGCUAAUGAUAUAACGACGGAUUUAUUCUCCCAAACAACUUCGAAUUAUACUCCAUUUCUAGUGAAAUUGUUGAACAUGUCUCAAUCACCAAUGAACACCUCAGGUGGUCAAAUGAAUACUACAGUAUUACAAGAACAGACUGAUGUAAUCCUCAAUCUUUUGGUAAAUCAGAGGGCCAGCAUUCAGUCGAAUUCAGUAUGUAAUAAUAACAGUGAUAAUAAUAAUAAUGUUGGUAAUAACCUCCCACAAAUGUCUCACGAAUAUUCUGCAGUGGGGCGCAUAACAAGUUUAGCCAGUUCAUCCCUAUCUGGUUAUCAAGGGAAUAUUUCUACCCUCUCUUCAUCCUGCCAAAACGAUCAGUACCCAAUGUUAAACAGAAGUCUUACUGAAAAUCUGUCUCAGGUGAUCUCCCCUUAUCAACAACGUCUGAAUUCAUUCACAAAUGAUGUAGACAAAGUUGCUACUGUCUAUAGGAAUUCAGCGGGUACUCUAGCAGCCAAAGGCGAAACCAUCUAUCAGUGGUCGGGGAGACUACCGCUUGCCAAUCACAAAUCUGGACCGUUUUCUCGGAAAGUAUUUCUUGGUGGGUUGCCGUGGGAUAGUACAAGCGAUAAAAUAAUGAAAGCUUUUUCUCGAUUUGGCAAAGCUACUGUCUGCUGGCCAUCAAAGGAUGGUAGCCCUAUAGAUAACAAGAGAUAUUCAAGCAGAGGCUACUGUUAUCUAAUAUUUGAAGAAGAGACUUCUGUUUCUAAACUAUUGGCAAACUGUUUCGAAAAUCCUAACAAAGCUGGAUAUUACUACAAAAUGUCAAGCCCUAAGUUCGUAUCCAAAGAUGUGCAGGUGAUCCCAUGGGUUUUAAGUGAUGAUCACUUCUCAAAGUCAACUCCCAACCCGGAGGAUAUGAGACGUUCUGUAUUUGUUGGAGCUCUGCAUGCAUUGAUUACCGCAGAAGCAAUCGUGAAAAUUAUGGAUGAUAUAUUUGGAAAUGUUGUUUACGCGACUUUGGAUACAGAUCGGUACAAAUAUCCUACUGGUUCUGCUAGAGUGGUUUUUUCAAGUAAUAAAAGUUAUACAAAGGCUAUUAUUGCUAAUUUUGUCAAUAUUCGAACGUCGAAAUUCAUUAAAACAAUUCAAAUAGAUCCUUAUCUAGAAGAUACGGUUUGUAGCAGUUGUGCCACAUAUCCCGGUAUAUAUUUUUGCAGAGCAUUAGAAUGUUUCAAGUAUUUCUGUCCAGCUUGUUGGUAUGUACGGCAUAAAUUAUUUGAUAAUUCCUACAUGCAUAUACCAUUACGGCGUGGAGUCAGGAUGAACAGUGAUCAUCAAUAA
This is a messenger RNA of Trichobilharzia regenti, 2772 nucleotides long. Lineage: Eukaryota; Metazoa; Platyhelminthes; Trematoda; Strigeidida; Schistosomatidae. The record is from the annotation of a GenBank genome assembly.